CUCUUUGCCUAGUUGCAAAGACUAUAAAUAGCGUACAGCGGUGUCGUUUUAUGUAAGGUUAAUUGAGUUCAUUUUUAAGAAUGGCCGGUCUUUACUAAUGCCGUCCAAAAUGCAUCUGACUUUGUUACCCGCUAUGUAUGUAUGUCCUUGGAAAAAAGUUUGACUAACAUUUCUACAAGAAGAGGCAGAUUGAGGAGGUCGACAGUGGAAUGGAAUCCUUAACAGCAAGUAGUAAAGACCUUACGCCAGAGAAGAUCCGAAGCGGUUCUGACGAUGAAGAUGAUUUGUCGGAUGAGGAUCUUGAUGAAACUUUGGCUGAACGAUUGAUGGGCCUAGGUGAAAUGUUUCCAGAGAGUGUUCGUAAUAUUACAUACUCUCUGGUCACUGGGACCUAUCAGGGAAUAAAAGGUCUUUACAGCUUUGGGCGAGUUGCAACAUGGCUGUUCUUCAGUUCCUCAGUAAUCCUGUUUGCUCCUGUCAUUUUUGAAGUUGAAAGAGCUCAAAUGCAAGAAAUGCAGCGUAGCCAACAAAAGCAGGUAUUACUUGGGCCAAACUCGGCUGUAUCAGGAACCAUGGGUUUAUUGCCACCAGUGCCACGAUAAUGAUAACCUAAUUGAACACUUCUGGGAAAGACAUCAGUAACGAGGCAGUACAAUGAGCCACUGUGUCAACAAGACAGAAGUUGUUAAAUUUCUGUAGUAUCCCAAGUUGUACAUUUGCUUGAUGUAUAGUUUUUUACAUUACCGUGUUAAAAUUUUUUAUGUGUAACAACACGCACUGUCUCAUACUGAGAACUUUUGUAAAUUUAUUUCUUGGUAUGUUUGAUUGCGUGAUACCUGAAUUUGUUUUAUCAGUAUGUUAAUUUUUUUCUAAGAGUGUUACUCCUCAAUUUAUAAAGUGUUAGAACACUACAGACACAUGACUAUAUGGUCGAAUUUGUAGCAUAGCCAGUAAAAUUAAAAUAGUUGUAUUGAAACAUCUACAUUGGUUCUUGGCAUAUCGCAUCCAAGGUAGUUAAUGAAAUUGGUUGCCAGCGUUAUGGCGAAGGCAAUUUCCCAAUCAGCAUUUUACCUCAUUUGGUAAUCCAAUUGCAGAAUAAAGUAAUUGCAGAGUGACUGAUCACACUGUAUGUUACUAAUAUAUAACCAAUCUAAAAUCAGCUUAAAAAAGUAAAUGUUUGGUGUAUCCAUGUAACAUUUUGUGUUAUUGUAUGCAUGUGAGUGUGUGUGUGUGUGUGCGCCAUAUCACGAACUUUGAUGUCAGUAUGUCAGAUAAAGAUAAUUUACAAAAAAACUGGAGUGUUCUGGAAUUAACAGAAUGUUUUCAGAAACAACCUAAAAUAUUGUGUAACUUAAAAUCCCCACCAUGUAGAGAAAAUGUUAUUUCCUUAUCAAUAUUAUGUAAAUGAUAUAUUAAAUUACAUAAACAGAUGUCAUUAAACAUUCUGUUCACUUUGUACAAGUUAAUAAAACUGUUUCCAGUGUUGGAGUA
This is a messenger RNA of Schistocerca americana (American grasshopper), 1491 nucleotides long. RefSeq names its product mitochondrial import receptor subunit TOM22 homolog (gene mge). Gene Ontology annotation, biological process: intracellular protein transport. The record is from RefSeq and is a predicted model, not a curated record. Gene Ontology annotation, cellular component: mitochondrial outer membrane. NCBI's taxonomy places the organism in Eukaryota, Metazoa, Arthropoda, Insecta, Orthoptera, Acrididae. Bases 210 to 602 code for a protein of 130 amino acids. The transcript is spliced from 5 exons.